Molecule: messenger RNA, 753 nt
Organism: Dreissena polymorpha
Lineage: Eukaryota; Metazoa; Mollusca; Bivalvia; Myida; Dreissenidae
Exons: 3
Coding region: 1-753 (250 amino acids)
Source: RefSeq, a predicted model, not a curated record
AUGACCCAGGACGAUCUCGAGAUUCAGAUACUUCUGUGGAGGAGCAAUCAGUGCUGGGCUGGGCUAAGCAGUGACCUUGUCAUUGAGCAAACAUUGAUGAGAUCUCUUAAGAGCGCAGGCGGUCUUACUCGGAGCAGUGGGAUGACCGAGGAAAUGCAAAACCUUUGGACCCUAUCUGAACCUGUAACAUCUGCAUACAAUAGUGUCAUGCAGGAAUUCACAGACCUGGUUUAUACUACAAGUCCACAACACAAAGAGUCGACUGAGGCGCGCAUCAAAAGAGAUGCUUCUGAUCUCGAGAAAAUGCAAACCAAUAUUACAUCCUGCUCACCGUACACAGCUGAUCCUACUCUAAGAAACAUUGUCAAUGGGAUAGUGGCUGGGUCAGAUGUGAAUGUGCACACAUUUCAGGAGGUUGGGACCAAGAUCAUAAGAGAUAUCAAAGGAAAGUCAGCGUUUGCUUACAAAUUUAAGAGAAAAGAUAGAGCCAAAGCUCUUGAGAAUAGCUCCGCUGUUAAAAUUGCUGAAGACCGUGCUAUUGAUCCUGCCCUUCUGUUCCAGCGUUUCUUUGUAGUGUCAAAAUCUGGAGAUCUUUCCCUUGAAGACGUUAUGUCUUAUGAACUAAGCCCUCAUCCUCCCGCCCUCUUUGAAGCCAAGAAGCAAAGCAGAAAAGCCUCAGAUCAUUCAGGCAAUUAUAGAUCAUGCUGUAAACGCAUCAAGUACCACAAGACCAUCUACUUCCUGCUGAUAUAA